AAACCAAAUGUAAACAUACAGGACCAGUAGACGUAUCCGAAAUUCUCGGAUCUUUUCUAUCCGCUAAAAUCGCCAUUUUUCACUGAUACUGACAAAUUGACAGCAGAUAAAAACAGAACAAAUACACAAACGAGCGUCUCAAUGGAACGCUCUAACGUCCGCUAUGAAGUAUUGGUUGGUGAAGAUGAAAGGGUUCCAGCUGAACCAGUGACCUUGACAAUGGUAGAACCUCCUCCAGCUUAUCCUGGAACAAAUCAUCACCAAGCUUCAUCAGACCAGGCUGAAUCAGCACAGAAUAUGAAACUGCCCACAUAUGUAGAAGCUACUUCAUUACCCAGUUAUGAGGAGGCAGAGAGAACUAAAGGACACCCAGAUCCAGAGAUUGGUGGAGAAUCUCGGCCAGUUCUCAGUGAUAGAGAGGUUUCCAGAGAUAUUAUUGGCACAGAUAGCAUGUUCCUCUGUGCAUUUGUCUUGGCCUUCUUCUUUAACUGGAUUGGACUAUUAUUUGCUAUAUGUUUCUUCAACACCAUAGCUGGACGAUGUGGAGCGCUGUCUGGACUAGGACUUUCCAUUGUUAAAUGGGUGGCAAUUUUCAAGCACAACAAAUGGGCCGAGGGGUAUGCACAAGAAGACUCAUUUAUUUGGUGGCUUUUAAUGUUAUGUGGUCUGUUUGUAUUCUUGAGAGGAGCUAUCCAUUAUGCUAAAGUAAAGUAUGACUGGCAUAGAUCCAGGCAACAGAGAGGAUAUAUGUUCACUUUAUAAAUGGACAAACUUUGUAAAAUUGGUACCCUUUGAUUGUGUAGUAAUAUUUUCUAAUUAUUUAGAAAACGUAUUUCUAUGUCUAGAUUUAAUUGAAUGUUAUCAAAUUUACAAGGUUAUGAACUAAGGGGUUUUCCAUUCAAAUGGUGUGGAAUGUUGCAAAACUGAUUUCACAAUUUGUAUGGACAGAAUUGCCUUUUCAAUCAUUUAUUUUAUUUUUAUCAAAUUGAAAAUAAGUACCAUCAGUUGCAAAUUGUAAAAGAAAUAUUCAAGUGUGAAAUUAUGUAUAUAGAUAUAGGAAGAUGUGGUGUGAGUGCCAAUGAGACAACUCAUGACCUUUCUACCAGUCUAUGUGUUGUAUAAUACAUUAUUUUCAAUUCAAUUUGAUUCUUAUUUUUUGACAGUUCAUGUUAAAUUUUGAAAAGAUAGCAGACAAAAAAAGUUUUAUGAUAGGUUUUAUUUAUAUUUCAUAAAACAUUAUUGAAGGGCUAUUCUAAAAUAGAGUUCUUGAUAAUCAUUCUCAGAUAGAAAUUUUGAUUAUCAUAUUAAACUAUAUAAGACUUGUUAAUAAUCAUUCAAAGACAAACAUUAUCUUUGGAUGUUGUUAAGAUUUAUCUUGAAUUAUAUUUACUGGGAGAUGGACAUUGAGAAAUACAUAUGCCUUCUUGCACACAAAUACACCAUGAAAUCUGAUAUAGAUGUAUGCAAGGUUUUUAUCCUUUCUCUUUUUAAAUAGUGAGAUAUGAUCCUUUGCCAUUGUAUCAAUGUUGUUGAUAUUUUAAUGUUCAUAAUAGAUAUUGUUUUCUUAAUCAUAUUUACAUCUCCUGCAUUGGGUGCUUACUAUCAUAUAAAAUUCUUUUGUGGGAUUAUUUUACAUUGUUGUUUUUAACUUGUAUUUGUUGUAAAAUAAAUAAUAAUAGUACUUUAUGGUUUUAGGAAAAUCUAUUUAGUUGAACAUCUUUCAUAAAAUUUAACAUUAAAAUUUAUAUGUGGUUUGUGGGGUUAUUAUAUAUCAUCAGUAAAUGGACCAUUGAUUUUAGAAACAAUUUUUAUGAAUUUUUGCUUCAUGGUUAAAUCAAUUUUGAGGUAAACCUUUCAUAUUUACAUAAGGUAUAAUGUUGAUAUUAAACCUCAAUUUUCUACCCUUUUAGAGUCUAACAUUUAAGAUAUAUGUAAAGUACAAUUAAAACAAGUGUUUUUUUCUAUGUUUUGGUCAUGUUUGAUCUUAAUAAAACCUUGUUAUUUACAUGAAAUAUAUAUUUCAAGGUUUCUUAUGAAAUUUGUAUGACUAAUAAGAAGAUAAUUAAUUCACAGUUAAAUGUUUUGGAAAAAAUCUGUGAUACAUAUCUGUUUCCAUUUUUUUUUUAAUAUAAUUAAAUGAAAUUUAUAACCAAAGAUAUUUGAUGAAAAAAUAGCACUAAAGCUUAUGACCAUUUAUGUAAUUACUCAAAAUAUUGUAUUGUGGUUUUCUAUUCCAGAAUAAAAUUUUAGAGCUCA
Messenger RNA from Mytilus trossulus (common blue mussel), 2256 nucleotides. Its product is annotated as NEDD4 family-interacting protein 1-like. Gene Ontology annotation, molecular function: WW domain binding. The record is from RefSeq and is a predicted model, not a curated record. NCBI's taxonomy places the organism in Eukaryota, Metazoa, Mollusca, Bivalvia, Mytilida, Mytilidae. The coding region runs from base 142 to 762 and encodes 206 amino acids. The transcript is spliced from 7 exons. Gene Ontology annotation, cellular component: Golgi apparatus; perinuclear region of cytoplasm; endoplasmic reticulum. Gene Ontology annotation, biological process: metal ion transport; vacuolar transport; positive regulation of protein ubiquitination.